AUGUUGGAGUAUGGAUGGGGAAACCCACCACCGAUUAUCCUUUCCGGUGACGAUAACCGCCCUGUCUUCGACCUUUGCACCAUCUCCGACGCCGCCAACUUCGCUAAUCCGGACAACCACAUUCCCUUCUCCAAUGCCCAUUUCACCAGCUUCUACAACCCGCCCCCGCCCCCGCCCCCGCCCCCGCCUCCGGCCUCCUACAACAGCCGAAUCGGGCUCAACCUCGGCGGCAGGACCUACUUCGCCUCCUCCGAAGACGACUUCAUCAACCGUCUCUACCGCCGCUCCAGGAUCAUCGAGCCCGGUCCAGUCAACUCGCCCCGCUGCCAGGCCCACGGGUGCAACGCCGACUUGACCCACGCCAAGCACUACCACCGCCGCCACAAGGUCUGCGAGUUUCACUCCAAGGCCGCCACCGUCAUCGCCGCCGGCUUGACCCAGCGCUUCUGCCAGCAAUGCAGCAGAUUCCAGCUGCUCUCGGAAUUCGACAACGGCAAGAGAAGCUGCCGCAAAAGGCUUGCCGACCACAACCGCCGCCGCCGCAAAUCCCAUCCAAAAAUCACCUCCGCAUCUGAAAACCUUGCAACUAGGUUGCCGCCUGAUUCCGGCCCACAGUCAUCGUCGGUGACGGUGGCCAUCUCGCCGCCUAGAAUCUCGCUGGAUUGCUUCACGACGAACUUGCUCUUCUACACCAACGCGUAAAAAUUAGGCAGCAGUAUCAUAAUUGCCAUCACAUUCAAACUUAAUUUGCUUUUUUAAUUUUAAUAUCACUAUGAUUAUGGUCACGUACUUUGUUAGCCAAAUAUGAACAAUGUACCUUCAUGUUUCAGGGGAUUCAUUUCCCACUUUG
This is a messenger RNA of Salvia hispanica, 850 nucleotides long. Its product is annotated as squamosa promoter-binding-like protein 8. The record is from RefSeq and is a predicted model, not a curated record. Gene Ontology annotation, cellular component: nucleus. Gene Ontology annotation, molecular function: DNA binding. NCBI's taxonomy places the organism in Eukaryota, Viridiplantae, Streptophyta, Magnoliopsida, Lamiales, Lamiaceae.